Molecule: messenger RNA, 1341 nt
Organism: Peniophora sp. CBMAI 1063
Lineage: Eukaryota; Fungi; Basidiomycota; Agaricomycetes; Russulales; Peniophoraceae
Source: the annotation of a GenBank genome assembly
AUGAAACUUUACCUCCUAUCCUCGCUCGCUGUCGCGGGGACUGUGUCAGCACAGAGCUUGACUGUCCCGUCGAACUGGAGGAAACCGACCGUCACACAAACACGAGCUGAACGCAUUCAGAUCGCGCAAAGUGCGAUCAACCUCUUCAACAGCUACUACGACACGACGACCGGGCGCUACAACUUCUCUUCCGCUUUCACUCAGGAUCUUGCCAUCGAUGACACUUUCAUCGACCACAAUGAUACGAUCGACUGGGCACGGCACGGAGCUUCAGGACUGCGUUACACGGUCAUGCACGACUUGAUCUCCAACACGACUGUCUACGAGAACUUCACAACGGGCGCACUGCAACGGGCGAUCGAUACUAACAAGCGUACUCUCUUCGGCGCUCCCAUGGACUCGCUCAUGACGGAGACCUUCGAGCAAUUCGGUCUUGCAGCCACGGCCGCCUUCACUGCCUAUGGAAACCAGGAUAUGCUCGCUCUUGCCAAGACUGUUCAGAGCAUCAUCGACGAGUAUAUCUCUACCAGCCAGGGUGCGGGGUACCCCGGCGCGUCAGUUGCGUUGCAAAAGUGUGCCACCACUGGUCUUGGUGGAACCAUCUUCCCGUACCUCUCCGGAAAGCCUUCUCCUACGUCGCAUCUGCAGCAGUACGGGUGGAUCCAGAGCACGGACUGGACUGCUUACCUCGCAUUAUCUUCAUACGUUGCCCAGGCAUCUGGUGACAGCAAUGUCUUCGGUGAGGCCACUCGCAUGUACGAGGUCCUCUCAACGGGUGUACCCAACCUUGUCCGCACAAACGAUAGCUUCCCUCAUCACAUCUACGUGUACAACGCCACCGCCGCUGCCAAGUCGGACGUCGCUUCUCCUCUUCGCACCGAUGCGGACCACACAUUCGCGAACUGCCAGGGCUACGAUGCGGAGAGUCCGAGCGGCGGAAGCUUGGUGCAGGCGUACAGUGUGUACGGAAGGCUGUCGAGUUCGCCCAGUGUACAGCAGCGCUUGAUCCAGGUUGUCGAGAGCUCGACGAGCUAUGGUAACUCCGAGGACGGCAUCCUGCUCGAUAAUCGCCCGCCGUACCUUCUUGGUCGUGGCGGACACCUCGCGGGCUUCGUGGAUCCUCUUCUCGAGACCACCAACAACGAUCUGCGCUCGUACAUCCAGGCCUAUGCCAACGUGCAGUUCAACGCGCUCCAGGACUUCGCCAAGAACCCUACCGAGGGCUCGUACAGCCAAGUCUGGGUCGAGCACGACGGCGACUUCGGCCAGUUCUUCGACCCGUACUAUCAGCUUGAGGUCAUCCCCGCACUGAACCUCGCCAUCGGUCUCAAUGACGCUUGA